UACACUACUACCUGAAACACUAUAAUUUGUGUUCAUUUAAAGUUAUUAUUAUAUUAUUACAAUAUGCGAAAAAACGCUAUAUUUUUUAUAGUCCUCAUCAUUACCUUGGACAUGUUAACGGUCGCACAAGGGUUGCCAUAUCCAAAUUUUAGUGAGUCGGAAGAAGCCGAGAAACAUGUAGACGCACUAGGUUUGCCAAUCACAAAAGGUGGGAACGAAUUUGAAGCAUUUAAGAAUCUAAAAAUGCCAUAUUCACCUGGUGGAAAUAGAAUAUAUACAUCGCAAGCUUAUGGUGAUUCGGAUGAAGUUUCUGAAGAUGGAUUGAAGAUGAAUUCGGUCUUGGCAAAGAAAUUAGACAUGCUAGGUUUGCCAAAAAAUAUUAAAACAGGAUCAGUUUGGAACGAUUUUAAAGCAGAUGUAAAAGAUGUACCAGGUUUGCCAAAUGAUUUUACAAGAGGUGGGAACGGUUUUAAAGCUGUCAAUGAUGGAAAAGACGGACAUAUUUUGACAAGGACUACAGUAGCGAAAAACAAAGGGUUUAUAAGUCCUGACGCUAUCCAACUUGCGGCACUAUAGUGCUGUUGUAACCAUGGAACACAUGGAAGAAUGUAAAGAGUGACAGUUUAUUUUAAAUAAAAUAUAAUUAUUAUCAUUUGAUGUGUAAUCUUUUACAAAAAAAAAAAAAAAUUAUAUACUUCACU
Molecule: messenger RNA, 701 nt
Organism: Adelges cooleyi (spruce gall adelgid)
Lineage: Eukaryota; Metazoa; Arthropoda; Insecta; Hemiptera; Adelgidae
Exons: 14
Coding region: 64-576 (170 amino acids)
Source: RefSeq, a predicted model, not a curated record